Molecule: messenger RNA, 2644 nt
Organism: Pseudocercospora fijiensis CIRAD86
Lineage: Eukaryota; Fungi; Ascomycota; Dothideomycetes; Mycosphaerellales; Mycosphaerellaceae
Exons: 2
Coding region: 1-2490 (829 amino acids)
Biological process (GO): galactose metabolic process
Molecular function (GO): nucleic acid binding
Source: RefSeq, a predicted model, not a curated record
AUGGCCCACAGUACUACCUCAGCUUCGGCCUCGGUCGACAUCAAGAAGGAGCGGCUGUCUUUUGCAAAGAUCGCAGCUGCUGGUAUCAAGCCUCCAAAUGCUACACAGAGUCCGAACACAAAUUCGCAUAACAAUCAGAAACAAGAUAUAACUUCUACGCCGCGAGCCGGCGAUGCUAUUGUCACUCCUUCAAAUGGAACCGCUCAGCCUGCAGUUGCGGUGCCCAAGCCGAAAAAGUUGAUUCAGCUUCAGUCAAAAGAUACAAAAGAUACCCGUAAUCACAGUUUGAAUGGCCCUGAAGUCCGUGUUCAGAUCGUGGGUUCUGCUCCAAGUCGAGCAGAACCCCCUGCGCCAGACGGCUUCUUGGUUCCUACAACCUCUGAUGAUGCUGGCACCCAAGUUUCAUCCUCCAGCGACUCCAACAAGCCGCCAAGUGUGGACGGCAAGAGCGUCGCUUCUGGCACUACCUAUGCCCUGGAUGAGAAGGAAUCUCUUCGUCCAGACGACAGUGCCAGUGUCAAAGCAGCCGAGGAAGAGGACAUGUAUUCAGCAUCCGGUUCAGGCAUGCCAUCUCGUGUAGGCUCAGAUGACGGCGUCAGGGCAUUCCGAGACCAGCUACGAGAAAUAUCUGCUAUGGAACCGUCAAGGCGCGGUGGGCCUCCACCGACGUUUGCUGCUGCAACCAGAGGCGUACUCUACGUUCCCCCGCAAGGUCCAGGAAUCGGUGCAGUGCCUAGUCCAGCACGAGGCGUUCCUACAUCAAAUCCGAGCGUUGAUUUCCCGCCCGACCCUAAGUUGCUCGAGGCUUUGGAAAAUCCGCGAGAUCGCGUGUGGGUCCUGAAAUUGGAGCAAGAUGUCAUUGACUUUGUGAAGGACAACAAGGAGUCGUCCCUCAUCUUGCCGCAAUGCCAUUCCUUCUACCGGUUGUUGGCUCACAAGAUGGCUGACUACUACAUGCUUGCGCAUCACAUUGAGGAUGCGACUUGCCCUAACUCCGCAGUGCGACUAUACAAGACACCCUACUGUCGAAUACCGCCCCCGCUCACAGGAGUUACUGCACCCUCAACUGCGGCAAGCACGCCACCACCCACUGCGCCCGCAAUGAAAAUCUUGCGACGUGGGGUUGACGGACCUGCGAUUGCGAAUGGCUCGAACAUGCCGUCCAAGAGUGCAUCUGAGGCGGGCGAUAGUGGCGACGAGAAGAAGAAGGCGCCAGUGACGCGUGAAGAGCGAGAGGCGCGGUAUGAAGCAGCUAGAUUGCGCAUCAUGGGCUCCGCAAAACCAAUAGACUCACCAGAAACGCCCAAGGAGAAGCAAGAUUCAAGAUCAAGCUCCGUUACUGGGAGGAAGAGCAAGAAAAAGGCUAGGGAAGACAACGAUGAUGGUUUUGAGGCUCGUUCGGCUUACAGCAACUACUACAAUGCGUCCUUUGGCAGCGAUGGCAUUCCGACUCCGCCUUACGGCUAUCCUUCUGCAGAAUCUGCACCGAACCAGUACCCGAUGCCGUAUGGGCAGCCAACUCAAAGCGCGAGCUAUCAGUCGACGCCGAUGCAAGGUCCUGCUAACAGCGCUUGGGCUCAGCAGCCUUACAACCAUGUCGAUCCUACUCAAGCUUGGGCUCAGUCGCAGACCGGCGCUUACGACCUGUCUGCCGACUUUCAGCGUAACAUGUCAUUCCAAAGCACAUUGUCACCUCAAACGACCAAUUUGGGCUAUGGCCAGCAGUACUACGCACCACAACAGGGCUGGCUGCCGCAGCAGCAGUUUCCGAUGCCAACGCAACCACAACAGCCUGGAUAUGCAUAUGGACAAGUCGGCCCCGUCAAUGUUCACACCUCCCCGACGCCGCAGACGCAAGACCCCGCGCAACCUUAUGCUUUCGGACAGUUACCAAGUCAGACCAUCGGGAGGCCUCCAAAUAAGAACGAGCAUCCGCUGCCUGGUAGUUAUAAAGGCAAAAACUUCAAUCCGCAAAGCCAAGCCUUUGUUCCCGGCCAGGGAGAUGGAAGGUCGUUCAGUCCCUAUGGCUCUCCAAUCGCCCAAGUUGGCUUUAGCCAGCCGAUACCCGCUCAGCCUCCGCAGCUAUCACGACACAGCUCUGCGCAAUCACAAGGCUCAAGCUUCCCAACGCCGCAUCAGAGCCAAGCCCAGACGCUACAGCAUAGGAUGCCAGGCCAGCCUCUUACGCACCCACUACCUCAUGGACCCGUCUACCCAAAGCAGCCGCCCCCGAAUGUGCCGCUACCACCCAAGCCUGGGUCAAUGCAGCCGCUGCCUAACAUGCAGCAGCCUUCUACGUCGCCUGGCGCACAUCCAGCUGCGCAGAACCAAAGCAUCCUGGCGAAAUGGGGCGCGCCGUCGUCCUUGCCAGCAAAACCUCCACCUGCAAAUGAGCCAUUUGACUCUGCGAAGAUUACACAAAUUCAGAGACAGCCGUUCAAUGCUGCGGCUGCUGCGCGGCAGCAGGCAGGCUAUCCGGUGAGGAUGUAGUUUCUGGAGGUGGAAAGCGAGGGGCGCCUGACGGGAGGCAGCCUCUGAAGUGAAUGAACAAUGCAUGAUUACGACUCGGUGGUAUGGAAAGUAUUCAACCUCGUUGUGAAAUAAGGUGUAAUGCUGUAGCACAAACGUUCUUUCUUCCAGUCUC